AGUGCUGACUUUCAGACACACCAACUCAAAACGAAUCACCAAUUUUCAUUUUGCAUUGCGUUCGGUCCUUCGUAUGCAAUACAACAAAAUGUGAAUAAGUGAUUCUGAAAAUAAUGGCUUCUUUAAAGGACCUCGCAAGGCUCUUCAACGGCCUCUCCUUAAUCGCAAACGAAUUCGUAAAACACUCGUCACCCCAAACCCUAAUCAAGACAGCACUCCUCUCCGCCACCGACCUCUCCGGCAUCACCAAAGGAAAGCUUCACCAAUUCUCCAACCCUAAAACGACGCGCCACGAUGCUACUGCUUCCCAUUCCCUUAUUUUUCUCACCGAUAAUCCUUCUCCUCAAUCUCAUUCAACAUCGCCACCGACAACCACAGCGGUAACAAACAAUCACGAUGCUGCCCCUAUUUCCUCUGAAUCAAAUCACCGACAACAUUCUGAUGUAAUUGAUUGCGCCGCGGCGGCGGAGAGAGUCGAUGAGAUUCCGAGCUCUGCUGAAACGGUUAAUGAAUGUGUGAGCGAGGAAGUGGCACCCGCGCCGCCGUUGAAGAAACGGCGGCCCAGGGAGAGGAAGGUUCCGGCAACUCCGUUUUCUAGGGCUCUUGGGUUUGCUGGGCUAGGAGCUGGUCUUGCGUGGGGAACACUUCAGGAAGGUGCUAAGAGGCUUGCCUUUGGCACACCAAAUUUGCAAGGCAAUCAAUCUGCACUUUCACCCUUUUUGUCUGAAAAAAAUGCCGAACGAUUAGCUCUUGCACUUUGUAGAAUGCGUGGGGCAGCGCUCAAGAUUGGGCAGAUGUUGAGCAUACAGGAUGAAUCUCUUGUUCCUCCUCCGAUCCUGGCUGCAUUAGAAAUUGUCCGUCAAGGUGCAGAUGUGAUGCCAAAGAGCCAGCUUACCCAAGUUUUAAAUGAUGAAUUAGGUCCUGGUUGGUCAUCAAAAUUAAUUAAUUUUGAUUAUGAACCUAUAGCUGCUGCAAGCAUUGGCCAGGUGCACCGAGCUGUCAUGAAGGAUGGCAUGCAAGUUGCAAUGAAAAUUCAGUACCCUGGUGUUGCAGAUAGCAUUGAAAGUGACAUUGAGAAUGUGAAGCUCCUUUUAAACUACACAAAUCUAAUUCCUAAAGGACUUUAUCUUGACAGGGCUAUAAAGGUGGCAAAAGAAGAAUUGUCUCGCGAGUGUGAUUACAAGUUGGAGGCAGCAAAUCAGAAACGGUUCCGAGAUCUUCUUGCUGGCACAAAUGGAUUUUAUGUUCCAAUGGUUUUGGAUGAUAUUUCAAGCAAAAGAGUAUUAACAACUGAGCUUGUUCACGGAAUUCCAAUUGACAAAGUGGCAUUACUGGACCAGGAAACUCGUAAUUAUAUUGGGAAAAAGUUAUUAGAACUCACAUUGAUGGAGUUAUUUGUAUUUCGAUUUAUGCAGACUGAUCCUAAUUGGGGUAAUUUCCUAUUUGAUGAAGCUACAAAGACAAUCAAUCUGAUUGAUUUUGGUGCAGCAAGGGAUUAUCCUAAAAGAUUUGUGGAUGAUUAUUUAAGAAUGGUUCUAGCAUGUGCAAAUAGUGAUAGCAAUGGGGUCAUUGAGAUGUCCAGGAGACUUGGGUUCCUCACUGGAAUGGAAUCAGAUGUGAUGCUAGAUGCUCAUGUCCAAGCUGGUUUUAUUGUCGGUCUGCCAUUCUCAAGACCAGGAGGAUUUGAUUUCCGAUCAACCAACAUUACUCAAAGCAUUUCACAUCUUGGGGCAACAAUGCUGAAGCACAGGCUCACUCCUCCACCUGAUGAAGCCUACAGUCUGCAUAGAAAGCUUUCCGGUGCUUUUUUGGCAUGCAUUAAGAUUGGGGCCGUUGUCCCUUGUCGGGAAUUAUUGCUUGAAAUAUACAAGCAUCAUAAGUUCAGUGAGGUAGAUGAGAUAUUAUCCAGUGGUUCAGUCCCUGCGUAGAUUAAUUAUUUUUGUCCAAUUAAAUUUUGCCAAUUAUAAUAAUUGUGGGGGCUAGUUUUCAUCCAAGCUUCUUAACAAGAAUAUUUCAAUUUGAUCCACCAGUAGAGUUUUGGGGGACAAUUUCCCCUCUUCCCAUGUAUAAUUUAGCUUCCUGUAGAAUUUUUUCCAGAUGGAUUCUUUGAAAGGUGAUUGAUUCCUUAAAACAAUGUUUUUGGAUAUGUUUAUUUUCCCGUCA
This is a messenger RNA of Abrus precatorius (Indian licorice), 2163 nucleotides long. Its product is annotated as protein ABC transporter 1, mitochondrial. Gene Ontology annotation, biological process: ubiquinone biosynthetic process. The record is from RefSeq and is a predicted model, not a curated record. The coding region runs from base 114 to 1928 and encodes 604 amino acids. NCBI's taxonomy places the organism in Eukaryota, Viridiplantae, Streptophyta, Magnoliopsida, Fabales, Fabaceae. The transcript has 8 exons. Gene Ontology annotation, molecular function: kinase activity.